Molecule: messenger RNA, 2427 nt
Organism: Racocetra persica
Lineage: Eukaryota; Fungi; Glomeromycota; Glomeromycetes; Diversisporales; Gigasporaceae
Source: the annotation of a GenBank genome assembly
AUGUCGGUUAUCGCACAUGUCGACCACGGCAAGUCCACACUUACCGACUCCUUGGUAUCUAAAGCUGGUAUUAUUUCUUCGGCAAAAGCUGGUGAAGCACGGUUUACUGAUACUCGUCAGGACGAACAAGAUCGAUGUAUUACAAUCAAAUCGACGGCUAUUUCAAUGUAUUUUGAAUUGAAUAAGGAUGAUCUCGGGGAUGUAAAACAAAAAACCGAGGGUAAUGAAUUCUUGAUCAAUUUGAUCGAUUCCCCCGGCCACGUUGAUUUCUCUUCGGAAGUUACUGCUGCCCUCCGUGUCACCGAUGGUGCUCUGGUUGUUGUAGAUUGUGUUGAGGGUGUGUGCGUACAAACAGAAACUGUUUUACGUCAGGCUCUUACAGAACGUAUCAAACCAGUAGUUAUUAUUAACAAGGUCGAUCGUGCCUUGUUGGAAUUACAACUUACAAAAGAAGACUUAUAUACAUCGUUCCAACGCACUGUCGAAUCUGUGAAUGUCAUUGUCUCAACAUAUUUUGACAGAUCUCUUGGUGAAAUUCAAGUUUACCCAGAAAAGGGUACUGUUGCUUUCGGUUCUGGCCUUCACGGCUGGGGUUUCACCCUACGUCAAUUUGCUCAACGUUACUCCAAAAAAUUUGGUGUUGAUCAAGAUAAAAUGAUGCAAAAACUUUGGGGUGAAAACUAUUUUAAUCCUGCUACAAAGAAAUGGUCUACGAAACCAAAUACACCUGAAGGCAAACCUCUUGAACGUGCAUUCUGCAUGUUCGUCUUGGAACCCAUCUUUAAAUUGUUUGAUGCUAUCAUGAAUUUCAAAAAAGAUGAGGCUAAUAAAAUGAUAGAAAAACUGGAAAUCAAGCUUACUUCAGAAGAAAGAGAAAAAGAAGGCAAAGCUCUCUUAAAGAUUGUCAUGCGCAAGUUCUUACCUGCCGCAGAAGCUUUACUAGAAAUGAUAGUUAUUCAUCUUCCAUCACCUGUUACUGCUCAAAAAUAUCGUGCUGAAAUGUUAUACGAAGGUCCUGCUGAUGAUGAAUGUGCUAUCGGUAUCCGUGAUUGUGAUCCUAAUGCACCUCUUAUGUUGUACGUCUCUAAAAUGGUACCGACUUCAGAUAAAGGCCGUUUCUACGCUUUCGGUCGUGUGUUUUCUGGAACUGUUCGGUCUGGUCUUAAAGUCCGUAUUCAAGGUCCUAACUAUCAACCUGGAAAAAAGGAAGAUUUGUUUGUAAAGUCCAUCCAACGCACUAUUCUCAUGAUGGGUCGUUAUGUUGAACCUAUUGAAGAUUGUCCUGCCGGCAAUAUUGUUGGUCUUGUUGGUGUUGACCAAUAUUUACUUAAAUCCGGAACAAUCACCACCUCCGAUACUGCGCAUAACUUAAAGGUUAUGAAAUUCUCAGUUUCACCUGUCGUACAAGUCGCUGUUGAUGUGAAGAACGCAAAUGAUUUACCAAAACUAGUAGAAGGAUUGAAGCGUCUUUCAAAAUCUGAUCCUUGCGUCCAAUGUUAUACUGCUGAAACUGGUGAACACAUUGUAGCCGGAGCUGGUGAAUUACAUUUGGAAAUUUGCUUAAAGGACUUGGAAGAAGAUCAUGCCCAAAUUCCAAUAAAAACCGGUGAUCCUGUAGUAUCAUACCGUGAAACUGUUCAAGCCGAAUCAUCCAUUACUGCACUAUCUAAAUCACCUAAUAAACACAAUCGUCUAUAUAUGAAAGCUUUCCCAAUGGAUGAAGAACUUGCCGCUAAUAUUGAAUCUGGAAAGAUUACACCACGUGAUGAUUUCAAAGCACGUGCUCGUGUUCUUGCUGAAGAAUAUGGUUGGGAUGUAACUGAUGCUCGUAAGAUUUGGUGUUUCGGUCCAGAAUCCGUUGGAGCAAACUUAUUAGUGGAUGUAACCAAAGGUGUUCAAUAUCUUAAUGAAAUUAAGGAUUCUUGUAUCGCUGCCUUCCAAUGGGCCACAAAAGAAGGCGUUUGUGCAGAAGAAAAUAUGCGUUCUUGUCGUUUCAAUGUUAUGGAUGUGGUGUUACAUGCUGACGCUAUUCAUCGUGGUGGUGGUCAAAUCAUCCCUACAUGUCGUCGUGUAAUUUAUGCAUCAUAUUUGACAGCAAAUCCUGGUCUUCUGGAACCAGUCUAUCUUGUUGAAAUUCAAUGCCCGGAACAAGCUAUGGGUGGUAUUUAUGGUGUAUUGAACAGACGUCGUGGUAAUGUCUUUGCUGAAGAGCAGCGACCUGGUACUCCACUAUACAACGUCAAGGCUUAUUUACCUGCAACUGACCUACGAUCAAAUACUGGUGGUCAAGCAUUCCCUCAAUGGCAAUUAAUGAAUGGAACACCGUUAGAACCUGGAAAAGUUUGUGAUAUCGUAAAAUCAGUAAGGAAAAGGAAAGGUCUUAACGAAGAAAUUCCGUCUCUCGACAAAUUUUUGGAUAAAUUGUAA